Kalmanozyma brasiliensis GHG001 is the source of this 1644-nucleotide messenger RNA. RefSeq lists its product as uncharacterized. NCBI's taxonomy places the organism in Eukaryota, Fungi, Basidiomycota, Ustilaginomycetes, Ustilaginales. Bases 1 to 1644 code for a protein of 547 amino acids. The record is from RefSeq and is a predicted model, not a curated record. The transcript has a single exon.
AUGCCCCCUCCUUCAUCAACACCUUCCAGCAAGAAGCGCGAGUGGUCAUCUACAAUAACUCGAAGCGGGUCAGCCUCGAUGCCUUUGAACUUUCAAGAGGCCUCAUCUUCCGCUGCGUCUCCGUCCCAACACCAGCUUCCAAACACGGAAUUCAGCUUCCAGUCAAAUAUGGGCUUUCCCAGCAGUACUUCGACUGCAUCGAUGGCCUCGCUCUCAUCCAUGCCCUCCUCGAGUAGCACAAGCUCCUUUGCAAGUUUCCACCACCACCAGACACCCAUGACUGCCAGCCCGUCGAGCUUUCGCACUGCUACUGCUGCAGACGAAAGCGCCGUUUCUGCCCGCAGCACCAUCUUCUCGCGCGGCAAUCGGUCUGCUUCCGCUGCCUUACGAGAGUCGUCUCACGCGUUGAAUAUCCCGGAUAUACCCGAGAAUCCACCACGGAAGCGACGUCGAGGUCUAGCAGGCGCAAUUGUGGACACAGCCCUCAACGCGGCGCUCUAUACGGGUGCCGCAGCGCUCACCGCUUACUCGCUGUGGUCGUCUUGGGGUCAUUCAGCGGACAACGAAGAUCAAAGGCACCAUCCUAGUGAUGGACCUCAGGCCGAUAUGGGGCACGUCAUCUCGCCAAACAAGCGCUCAGAAGCUAGCAACGGUAUGAAGGCGCUGCCUGGCACACUCGAAGAGCCUCCACCGCCCUACUACGAGCACCAUGCGGCUACAUCGACGCAUCAGCAGGCCUUCACACCGCAAUCGAACGCAGCUCGCCAGAGAAAAGUCUUCGUGUCUUCGAGACGCAACGGACGAAGGUCAGAAUACGCAGGCCCACGGACGCAGAAGCAAAGCCCGUCGCGAAAAGCAAUGCCCCAUACAUCUGGUAGUCCAGCUCCGUCCUCCAGCUUUUUCAGCCCUAGGCUCGACCUUGCUGCGCCUAAUAGCACAGGUACCCGCACUACAUUUGGAAACACUGGCGGCAUUAGCGAUCACAGUGCGGAAGAGGACGAGGAGGAAGACGAGAACGACGAGAUGCUCUCGCGCUUCGAAGCCAAGAUGGCCGCUCUCAUCGCCGAGGGGCAAGCCGCCCUCAACUCGACACCUGUCCUGCAGGACUCUGAUCUACGGGACAUCGACACACCCUCGCCCAGCCUGGGCAUCGGCAUGAGCACGCCGCGGUCCAACGCUCCGCCCCUCUCCUCGCGCCCAUCUCAGCGCUUCGACAGCCCUUUCGCCACCGCCUCGCCCUUCUCGCACCAGCAGACUCUCGACGCAUCGCCAAGCCUGAUCCGCUCCAAUUCGCAUCCCAAUCAGCUUCUGUCUGAAAACGCCAACGUCUCCUUCCUCCCCGAGCCGGUCAAGCGUACGUUCGCUACGCCGACAACGCAAGGCGCACAGGGGCUGAGACACUCCCGCUCCGUGUUCGAUUUCAACUCGCACGGCCCAGCUGAGCAGUCUCCAUUCGCACCUGGCCGCAGCGACUCGCCGAGCGGCAACAGCAGCCCUUCGCUCCGAGCGGCUGGGAGGAGGGUCACGGACUUUGGAGGUGUUGCGCAUACGAAUGGCGCCUCGUCCCCCGCCGGUGCAAGCAGCCAGCUCAGCCGCAUCCCAAGACAUGUUCCUCGCAAAUCGAUGGUCGAACCACGUCCAUGA